This is a messenger RNA of Pelagomonas calceolata, 822 nucleotides long. NCBI's taxonomy places the organism in Eukaryota, Pelagophyceae, Pelagomonadales, Pelagomonadaceae. The record is from the annotation of a GenBank genome assembly.
AUGCCCCCCACAGUCGCGCGGUACGAACCGAGAGGGCUGUCCAAGCCCGCGAUUUAUACUUUUCUCGGCCUGGCAUCGCUCCCACGUUUCCGAGGUCGCAGCGUUGAUGGGCCUCGGGCGGCAAACCCGCUACGCCUACUCCCGCGGGAGAUGGUGCUACAUGUCGCGCGCUUUGCGUACCGCGCCGGGUAUCACGCCCACUGGGUUCAGUUCGGCAGUGACGAGGAAAUCGCGGUCGCGCUCGACGUCACGGAUACCUCGCACGUUACAAGACUAUCUUGUAUGGUCUCGAGCAAAACCUACUACGUCGAAGUACGCUUCUCCUACGCCUGGUGGGGCAUGGGCUUGGAUAUUCUUGCCCUGGCCGGGCUGGCCCAGCAGCCUGAGGGGCAGAGAAAAUUUCGAUUCAUGCUCGAGCACAAUGAUGGAGUUGGCGGCCACGACAAUGGCCAUAUCGCUGUCCUCGAGCGGAACGUUGAUGAUGAUAUGCUAGAAAUGCCGUCGCUAGGCGUUGACUCCUGGUCGUACUGUCAGGAUCCCGUCACGAUGUCUGUUCUCGUUGACAUGGUCCGAGGGUGCGUGACAUUUGGUCUCAAUGGUCUCGCCGGUCCCUGCGUUCGCUUUCCGGCGGACGACACGUGGCGGAGCGGUGUCCAGCUCGUUGCCCGAAACUUUCCCCUGCUUGCGCCAAUGGACGGAGGUCGAUCUCAGGGUCGAUGCAUUGUCUCGUGCGCAACUCCGCCGACCCCGCCUUCGAUGCUGGCGGCGGCGAGCCAUCCUAGGACUGUGGCGGAACAUCUCGCCGCUGGUUCUUUGCGCACG